Solea senegalensis (Senegalese sole) is the source of this 1093-nucleotide messenger RNA. RefSeq names its product ureidoimidazoline (2-oxo-4-hydroxy-4-carboxy-5-) decarboxylase (gene urad). Gene Ontology annotation, molecular function: carboxy-lyase activity. Lineage: Eukaryota; Metazoa; Chordata; Actinopteri; Pleuronectiformes; Soleidae. The record is from RefSeq and is a predicted model, not a curated record. Gene Ontology annotation, biological process: allantoin metabolic process. The transcript has 2 exons. The coding region runs from base 272 to 796 and encodes 174 amino acids.
AUGCCCUUAAACCGCCCCUGAAUUUUUGCGUGCACUUUAUUUACAUUUAAACGAAUCAAGGAUGAGGGCGUGAUCUAUACCUAACUACAUGCAGUGUCUAGAAACAGCAGAGUACAGCAUUCCUGUCAAAUAAGCCUGAGGGGUUUGUGUAUUUUACCUCACACAAGCUAUCACACAGCAGCGAAGGCUGCUGUCUCUGAUCGACCGGCACAGUAACUUUGUUUCUUAACCAGUGUUAAGAACUUCGUAAACUUUAGAACAGCAGGACAGAAUGGACAUGAACGCGGUAAACUCUCUUCCUUUCGAGGAUUUUGUGAGAAUAUUCGGGAAUGUGGUGGAGAAGUGUCCAAUGAUAGCAGCCGCGGUGUGGUCGCAGCGUCCCUUCGCGAGUUUCCUCGCUCUGGAAACCGCGAUAAGUGAUUUCAUUGACGCUCUGCCAGAGUCAGGUAAGGAGGGCAUCCUCAGAUGUCACCCGGACCUCGCGGGCAGAGACCUCCAAAUGGGCACUCUGACCCAGGAGUCGCGCGAGGAGCAGAGCCGAGCCGGACUGGACGCGUUGGAGUCCGCGGAGAGAACGCGCAUGGCCCAGCUCAACGAGGAGUACAAGGCGCGUUUCGGGUUCCCGUUCGUCAUCUGCGCUCGGAUGAACGACAAAGCGAACAUUCUACGGCAGCUGUCCGAGCGCUGCCAGAGCGAGCGCGCGGCGGAGAGAGCACGCGCCGUCGAGGAGGUGAAGAAGAUCUGUCACCUGCGUCUCCAGGGCCUCGUGCGCACUGACGCUCCAAACAAGCUGUGAUUCCUCAGGUUCCCCUGUUCCUGCCAGACCUGUAGCUACAUGAUUAUAUGUUUAAUUUUAAAUGUGUAGUCAGUUUACUCUUCAUUUAUCAUAUUGUAUGUUAUUUUUGUAAAAUAUCCAUAUUAUUGUCUGGAAUAUCAACAUUUGGGAUUUUGUUGUUGAAUAAAAUACAGUGGUAUCAUGAAGUUAAUCCCAUAUUGUCCCUAUAGGAAAGAAAGGAGUGCCAAACAAAACUCAGUCAUGAUUAAAUAUGUACACACAAUAAAAUGUGAAUACAAUUAAAACACUCAGGCUCUA